GUUUUAAUCAGCGGGGCUUCCCAUGAGCUUCUUGCCGGGGCGGAAUUGACAAGAUCUCACUCAAGAGACUUUCAGAAAAUAAUUCUGCUUUGCCCAUAUGCUAUUCAACAAUAUGGUUUUACAUAAAGUUGUGUAAAAAAAUAAGUUGGCAUGAGCAGACCAAAGCCACCACCCCCCCCCAGGCCUGACUUGGGGGAGACAAAUGAUGCAUUGGAAGAUGAGGCCACCUCUAGCAACCCUCCGCCUGCACCUAAACCAGUCCCUGUCAAAAAGUCGGGUCCACCCCCCAUUCCAACCCGACCAGAUCUAGAAGAGGAAGUGCCAAAUGGAGGACCGUCUGGACUAAAGAUCGCUCCUCCACCAGUAUUAGCCAAAAGCAAGAGUGGAAGUAUGAGAGCCAAAGGCAGGCCUGAGAUAACUAUCAUCUCUGCACAGCCAAUGGGAAGUGUCAUAUCCCCUCCUGCUGCAGUAGGAACAGUUACCAGCAAACAAACCCCACCUGCACCCCAAGCAGCCCCUCCUGUACCCCAGCAACCUGGCACACCCAUCAACCCAUUCCAAGAUGCCCCUCCCAUUCUAGCCAGACCAGCGCUUUUAAACUUUGAACAACCAACUACAGACCACCAACUUACAUCGUCACAAACAGAUCUUAUGCAAAUAGCCUCACCAACCGCUUCGCAGACAUUUACACCAAUACUACAACCAUCUUAUCAACCAACAACACCUCAACAGCCCUCCCUUCUAGAUGAACCCAUUGUGACACCACCUAUUCCAUCUCCAAGUGAGAGUAGUUCUCCCAAAAGACCCAAUAGAAAGACAAAAAGGCAGACACCCCCACAGAGGCCAAAGUCAAAACCAGUGUGCGAGUUGCCGGUUGAAGGAGACCCCAGCCCUUCUAAGAAUACAACACUGGUAAUGGCAAUGGAGACUAUUGGUGAGGGCGGGGUAGUUGACAACUCACAUGGCAAAGCACUAGAUUCAAAGAAUAUUCAACAGUUGAAUGUGAGUGGCCAGGGUAAUGCAGAAGAUAGUUUUGUGUCGGGAACGACACAAGCGAGCACAAUCCCCACGGAGAAGCCACGGCCUGUUGUCCCCACAGCAAGACCAAUACCAAAUGGAGGUGAGGAGACGACAACAGCGACAAACCAAGCAUUUCCCAGGCUUCCACCUCCGCCAGCUAAAAAGCCUAAACCUGCAGUGUCUGCAAAACCUCAAGUCACAAGAAGACCAAGCCUCAAACAGUCACCUGCUCAGAAUCAAGGUACAGUUGAAGAAACCCCUACUCAAGCAAAUCCUCCUAAAGAGAAGCCAACUAUAAUGAUCCCCCCAAAAAGGAAAAUAGUAGGCUCAAGUACUUUUUUCAUGGACACAAACGAUGAUCUACCGACUGUGCUUUCUGGUAAUUCAGACUCUUUAGAGCAAGUGGACCAAAGCAAGAAAGCUGCAGAAGAAAAAUCAACAGAACAGUCAGUACCAGUUAAGAAGAAAAACAAACCAACUGUUAUAGUCGCCGAGAAGCGAAAAGUCCCCGAGAAUGUCAAGACACAAGAAGAUUUUAAAAUACAAGAACCUAACUAUGCAGUGCAGCCAGUUGAAGACAAUCAAUCCAGCAAACCGAAAAAAGAGCCGAGAUUAAUAAGACCGAAAAGAAAUAAACCAAAAGGGAAAGACUUGAGCGAAGGUACAGCGUUUGACAAAACAACAGAAACUUUAAAAACAGAUAUAGUGAGUACCGAUGUUAAUAGGGGAUCACCAGAAGGGGAGAGUCAGGAGAUUCCUAACAAAUCUAAAAAGAAGGCUCCCCCACGCCCAGGUCCCCCUAGACCAACACCAGCUAGACCUGCACCCCCAAGACCCACGCUAACAACGAAGGAGACAGCAGAAUCAAAGGUAGACCCUCAGCAAGGGAAAAAUCGAGCCAGGCCCAAACCACCGAAGCCAUUUGAAUCUGAUACAGAUAAGCCGAGACCGGCAACCUAUGGCGAGGAAAGGAACGAACCAGGCGUAGACGAGGGUAGGGUUACCACAGAAUCGCCUGUGAAAGGAAAGCCUCUGAGACCAAACGCACCUGUGCCCAAGGGACUUGAGUCGGGACACCUGAAGAAACACACUCCAAAAGCGCAGCCCCCAGAAUCAAGUGUCGUCUCUUCAGUUCAGCAGACGAAGAUCGAGCCCUCUGCCAUCGCUCUGUUCGACUACGAGUCUGGUGCUGAUGGAGAUCUGACCUUUCAGGCUGGGGACGAGAUCGCGCUGCUACAGAGGGUCGACAAGGACUGGUACGUGGGCAGGCGCGGUGACAAGGAGGGAAUGAUGCCUGUGUCAUUCGUGGAAAUUAUCGAGGACCUCCCACCGGACAGUAAACCAGUAAAACAGGCCCCUCAGCCACCCUCAUCGGGGUCAAGCACAGAAGUCAUCGCAUUGUACAGCUUCACUGGCGAAUCAGAAGAUGAACUUACAAUGUGGGCUGGAGAUACCAUUCAACUGCUCGAGAUCGUGAAUGAUGAUUGGCUCAAAGGCUCAUUGAAUGGCAAGACAGGAAUUUUCCCUUCAAGCUACGUGGAACUUACUCCUGCAAUCAAAUCCGAACUAAUGUCAAAGAAGCACGAUACUUUGGGCGAAAAACAUCAAAGAGAUCAUUCCAUACCCCUGGCUAAUACUGUGAUCUCAGGACCAAGCUGUAAGGCGUUGUACGAUUACCCUGGCGAGGCGCCCGAUGACCUGACGUUCUACCAAGGUGAUGUCAUUCGGCUUAAGGAGAGGAUAAGUGAUGAUUGGUUGAGAGGUGAAGUGCAUGGCAUGACGGGAAUGUUCCCAGCAGCCUUUGUGGAAGUUCUACAGGAUUUGCCGGCUGAAAGCUCAACCCCUCUAUCUGAUUCUCAUUCAUUGGGGACCGUACAACUCCCAGUAACCACAGCCCUGUACGAAUACCAAACUAAUGUACCAGGUGACCUAGCCUUCGCACAGGGUGACCACAUCACUAUAGUCGCGCGCAUUAGCGACGAGUGGCUUGAAGGGAUGGUGGAUGAUAGACGAGGGAUUUUACCGGCAGCAUAUGUGGAGCCCGUAGAUCUAUCUCAGCUUGAAACACACAAGAAGGAAGAAAAACCUACGUCAGGACUUCCAAAGAAUAAGCCAAAAAAAUUUGAUAACCAAAGUUUGCUACCGAGGGUAGAGGCCUUGUUCGACUUUGAAGGCGAAGAAGAUGACGAGCUCUCGUUUAAGGCUGGGGACACCAUCGCCUUGCUAAGUCACAUUAAUAAGGAAUGGAUGGAAGGAGAGCUGAACAAUAGUGUAGGAAGAUUUCCUGCAGCCUUCGUUGACAUUAUAGUCGACUUGCCGCAUUGAUUUAAAUAAGAGAUGCAAUGGCCGCAGUUAUAAGAGGGCGACUCAAGGAAGCCACACCUCAUGUCAUUAUAAAAGCGUGAUGUAUUGUAUAAGGGCUUGACAACGAUUUUGGCGUCUCAGUGCUUUCAAAAGUUCUCUACGAGAACAUACCCGGAUCUCCCUAAAUGUGCAGCGUUCUCGACUUUGACAUUCCCCUUCCCGUUCUCCACAAGAAGAUAUUGCUUGUGAUAUGAACGAUUCCUUACGUUGUCAAGCCGACAUGACGGAAAAACCUGGAAAACGCGCAAUUCCAGAUAGAGAGAGAAGACACAAUUUCUUACAAUGGCUAUAGGUUUCUUGUAUUACGGACUGAUUUUCAAAACACAAAUAACGUGAGGCCGAAGUACACAUAACCAGAUUUUGGCUUUUUAAGAUAAUUUUUCCUUGAUCAUCAUUGCCCUGUGUAUCAGUUCAGGGACGAAAAGCUCAAAUUUCAAAUUACAAAAAGUCGCAUCAAUUUAAAAACAGUCGCACUUGAUAUUUUGUUUGCUAUAAGUUAUUAAGUACUCAGAGAAAUUCUCCGCCUUAUUCGAUGUGAAAUGGGCUUAUUGGGAGCGUCACGUCAUGUUUUUCCGUCAUGUAUGUCAAGCCCGUUACCAUAUCUAAUAUCCGGGUACAAGUAUGACGGGGAAGGAAGGAGGGACUUAUUGGCUUGGGUCGAACUUUUUGUUAUUGUUUUGGUAGAAAAUUUCUUGGAUAUUCUAGGGGAUUAACAUUUUACCAAAUUCACAUUUCCAAGUUUUUCUGUGAGCAGGGAAGCGAAAAGAAGUAUUACAUAUAGUAUAAACUCGGUGGUUUACAAUUGAGGCCUAGAAUUUUUUUAAAUAAAGCUGCUACCAGAUACUCACUAUUAGAUUCAGAGAAUUAAUAAUUAUUGAAAAAUUAAUUGAAUAUGGUAUUAUGAAUUCUAAUAUUUUUGUACAUUAUGUAAUGAUAGUAUCAGGGUAUGAACCGAAGUUUUUUAAAUGGGUGAUUGCUUUUUUGUAAAACGAUUUCUUUUGGCAGUCCACCUCAGGUUCCAAAUACUAAAGACUUGCGUCCAAAUUAUGUACAUUUCGUUACGUGAGAUUUUUAAAAGAAUAAACGUCAUAAAAUGAGACUGAACCAAGCCUUAGAAAUUAAAUAGAGAUCGACUUUUAUGUAAUAAAUGAACUGCAUGCA
Molecule: messenger RNA, 4545 nt
Organism: Nematostella vectensis (starlet sea anemone)
Lineage: Eukaryota; Metazoa; Cnidaria; Anthozoa; Actiniaria; Edwardsiidae
Product: SH3 domain-containing protein 19
Exons: 10
Coding region: 151-3345 (1064 amino acids)
Biological process (GO): protein transport to vacuole involved in ubiquitin-dependent protein catabolic process via the multivesicular body sorting pathway
Cellular component (GO): ESCRT-0 complex
Molecular function (GO): protein binding
Source: RefSeq, a predicted model, not a curated record